Coregonus sp. 'balchen' is the source of this 1040-nucleotide messenger RNA. The record is from the annotation of a GenBank genome assembly. Lineage: Eukaryota; Metazoa; Chordata; Actinopteri; Salmoniformes; Salmonidae.
AUGGUGACCCAACUCAACGCCCUUGACGGUCCAGAGUCAGAGAGUCAGAACAUCCGUCAGAGCUUUGCAGAGGUACUUGGCGACAAGUUCCACUACACGAAUGCCAUCGACAGCUCUCUGCUCUGGACUGUUGGGUACACCCCCUACAUUCCCCCAGCUCUGAAAGGAAGAAGCUUCCCCUCUGUAGAGAGCUUCUUCCUGGAUGAGUGGGAGCCACUGACACUCCUCCAGACUCUACAGGUUAUGUCCACCAGUGUUUCCAUCAUGGAGAAUGACCUGAUCCAGUCUGCUGCAGGCCUAGUAUCUCAGGUUCUGUCCACCAGUGUUGCUGUCGUGGAGAAUGACCUGAUCCAGUCUGCUGCAGGCCUAGUGUCUCAGGUUCUGUCCACCAGUGUUGCCGUCGUGGAGAAUGACCUGAUCCAGUCUGCUACAGGCCUAGUAUCUCAGGUUCUGUCUACCAGUGUUUCCAUUGUGGAGAAUGACCUGAUCCAGUCUGCUGCAGGCCUAGUAUCUCCGGUUCUGUCUACCAGUGUUUCCAUUGUGGAGAAUGACCUGCUCCAGACUGCUACAAACCUAGUGUCUCAGGAUGAUGACUCCACCCUGAGAGCCUCCAACCAACCUGAGGUCCAUGUGGCUGAUGUGUCAACCAAGGGAAGUAGACUUACCAUCACUAUUUAUUUGGGUUCAACCAAGAGUAGCCAUGUUGCUUUCUGAGUAUGCUGUGCUACCAGCCUGAGCAGUCUGCUGGAAAUGUCACCUCUACUACUGUGUCAACGACAUUCAUCAACUGCUGCUGCCAAGAAGAGAAGAGGUGUGAUAUUUCAUCUCUCUGAGUCAGCUCUCAGUGGCUGAAGAAAAAGUAAUGCGAAGCUUAGUCACCCAUAAAACUCAUGCGGUUUAACUCUGUGGUAACUGUUAUGCUUUCUUCCACUAUCAACUGUUUUGAUACUAAUAUCCAGUGUUAAUGCCUUUUUUUUGUUCUCUAUUGUCUAUCUUUCCUUUUUUAGGCUAAAGUGGCUUCCAAGAAGGAGGACAUCUAG